AUGAAGGCCCAAGUCGCACUCUUGUUGACUGCUUUGCACUUUUCGUAUGCUGUUCCAACCGGACAGACGAUUCUUUCUCCCGUUCACGACUCGAUAAACCGGGGACGGUUGGUGUUCGAGAACAAGUUGGCGUCUCUACCGCACUCCUGGCCCGGCAUCGAAUUGGACCUCAACCAGCGUCGUCUGGUUCAAUUUGAAGACUCUGAGCCUGUCUGGAUUACCGAGUUGGAAAAGAUCUAUGCCAAAGCCUCUGGUGCAAAGUUCUUUGAUAUUACGGAUACUCAGCCGAGCACCGCGUUCCAUACCGUCGAUUCCAAACCGUACCCAAAGCCCAACUGCUCAGAUACUGUGCAAGAGGUCAUUUCGUACUUGUCGACGAAAGGUCCCAAGAGCAACCUCGCAACAUUUACGAGCUUCCGCACCCGAUAUUAUCGAAGCGACACUGGAAAGCAGUCCCAAGAGUGGCUCCUUGGCCGGAUUUACGAGAUUACGUCAGCUGCCUCGACUCGGGACGACAUCGACAUUGCGGAAUUUGCGCACAGCUGGGGACAAAACUCAAUUAUCGCAAAGAUUCCAGGGACAAAUCCCAGCGGUAGCAUCAUCAUCUCCGCACAUCAAGACAGUAUAAAUACGUGGCCAUUCUUCCCGGCUCCUGGUGCGGAUGACGAUGGUUCUGGAACUGUGACCAUUCUUGAGGCAUACCGAGUUCUUCUGGAGGCUGGAUUCAAGCCAAAGAAUGACAUCGAAUUCCACUGGUAUUCUGCAGAGGAGGGUGGUCUUCUCGGCUCUCAAGCAGUAGCAACAGACUACAGGCAGAACAAGGCAAAGGUCUUGGCUCAGAUUCAGUUUGACAUGACUGCGUUUGUCAAAAAGGGAACACGAGAGGAAGUCGGUGUGAUUACAGACUAUGUUGACCCAAACGUUGUCAAGUUUGUCCAACAACUUAUCAAGGCCUACCUGAGUAUCCCAUAUGUCGAGACCAAGUGCGGAUAUGCGUGCUCUGACCACGCUUCAUGGUCCAAGAAUGGCUACCCAUCUUCCUUUGCAAUCGAGAGCUCGUUUGAGAAUUCAAACCAUGACAUCCACUCGACACGCGAUACGAUGGAUCUGCCCGAGUUUUCGUUUGAGCACAUGCUCGAGUUUUCCAAGCUCGCAGUGGCCUUUGCGAUCGAACUUGCCGACUACAAGCCAUAA
Serendipita indica DSM 11827 is the source of this 1194-nucleotide messenger RNA. The record is from the annotation of a GenBank genome assembly. Lineage: Eukaryota; Fungi; Basidiomycota; Agaricomycetes; Sebacinales; Serendipitaceae.